ACCCAGAUAAGCUCAGGGCGGCCAGAGCAUCCCGAUCCAAUCACGCCAUGAAGGGAGAGGCAGGCGGAGAUUUCACAGAUUUAGAUAACCAACCUUAAUUCCAGUAUGCUUAAAAGGAAACAGAGUUCUAGGGUAGAGGCCCAGCCAGUAACAGAUUUUGGUCCUGAUGAAUCUUUAUCGGACAACGCGGAUAUUGUGUGGAUUAAUAAACCAUGGGUACACUCUUUACUACGCAUCUGUGCCAUCAUCAGUGUCAUUUCUGUUUGCAUGAACACUCCAAAGACCUUUGAGCAUUAUCCUCCUCUUCAGUAUGUGACAUUUGCUCUUGAUACACUACUGAUGUUCCUCUACACAGCAGAGAUGAUAGCAAAGAUGCAUAUCCGUGGCAUAGUCAAGGGGGAUACUUCUUAUGUAAAGGACCGUUGGUGUGUAUUUGAUGGAUUCAUGGUUUUUUGUCUUUGGGUGUCAUUGGUUUUACAGGUGUUUGAAAUUGCUGAGAUUGUUGACCAAAUGUCACCAUGGGGCAUGCUGAGGAUACCACGGCCACUUAUUAUGAUUCGAGCAUUCCGAAUCUAUUUCCGCUUUGAAUUGCCAAGAACCAGGAUAACUAACAUUUUAAAGCGUUCAGGUGAACAAAUCUGGAGUGUGUCAAUAUUCCUCCUCUUCUUUCUGCUUCUGUACGGAAUUCUGGGGGUUCAGAUGUUUGGACCUUUCACGUACCACUGUGUAACCAAUGAUACAAAGCCAGGAAACAUAACCUGGAAUAAUUUAGCGAUCCCAGACACACAUUGUUCAAAGGAGUCAGAAGAAGGUUACCAGUGUCCACCAGGAUUUGCAUGUUUAGACCUUGAAGAAUUGGGCCUGAGCAGGCAAGAACUGGGCUACAGUGGCUUUAACGAGAUAGGUACCAGCAUAUUUACUGUUUAUGAAGCUGCUUCCCAAGAAGGCUGGGUCUUCCUGAUGUAUAGAGCAAUUGACAGCUUCCCUCGAUGGCGCUCGUACUUCUAUUUCAUCACCUUAAUUUUCUUUCUUGCUUGGCUUGUUAAGAAUGUAUUUAUUGCUGUGAUCAUUGAAACAUUUGCUGAAAUACGUGUGCAGUUCCAACAGAUGUGGGGGUCCAGAAGCAGUACUACUUCAACAGCUACUACCCAGAUGUUUCAUGAAGAUGCUGCAGGAGGAUGGCAGCUUGUAGAUGUUGAUGUGAAUAAGCCUCAGGGCAGAGCGCCUGCAUGUCUGCAGAGAAUGAUGAGGUCCUCAAUUUUCCACAUGUUUAUCUUGAGCAUGGUGGCUGUUGAUGUCAUUGUUGCUGCUAGCAAUUAUUACAAGGGAGAGACUUUUAAGAGCCAAUAUGAUGAGUUUUACCUUGCAGAGGUGGCAUUUACUGUCCUGUUUGAUCUGGAAGCUCUCCUAAAAAUCUGGUGCCUGGGGUUUACAGGAUACAUCAGUUCAUCUCUUCACAAAUUUGAAUUGCUGCUUGUUGUUGGAACUACUCUUCAUAUUUAUCCAGACCUCUACCACUCACAAUUUACAUACUUCCAGGUCCUUAGGGUAGUUCGACUUAUAAAGAUUUCUCCUGCCCUGGAAGACUUUGUGUAUAAGAUUUUUGGACCUGGAAAAAAGCUUGGGAGUUUAGUUGUGUUUACUGCCAGCUUAUUAAUUGUGAUGUCAGCAAUCAGUCUGCAGAUGUUCUGCUUCGUGGAAGAACUAGACAGAUUUACCACAUUUCCAAGGGCUUUUAUGUCAAUGUUCCAGAUCCUAACACAGGAAGGAUGGGUGGAUGUGAUGGAUCAGACUCUUAAUGCCGUGGGGCAUAUGUGGGCACCAGUUGUUGCUAUUUACUUCAUACUUUAUCAUCUUUUUGCUACCCUGAUUCUGCUGAGCUUGUUUGUUGCUGUUAUUUUGGAUAACUUGGAACUGGAUGAAGAUCUAAAGAAACUUAAGCAACUGAAACAAAGCGAAGCAAAUGCAGAUACUAAGGAAAAGCUCCCAUUACGUUUACGGAUUUUUGAAAAAUUCCCUAACAGACCUCAAAUGGUAAAAAUCUCCAAGCUCCCUUCGGAUUUUACAGUCCCCAAAAUAAGGGAAAGUUUUAUGAAGCAGUUUAUUGAUCGACAGCAACAAGAUACAGCUUGUUUACUGAGAAGGCUUCCCUCAGCUUCUUCUUCAUCAUGUGAUCAUUCAAAAAGACUUGCUAUUGAAGACAAUAAAUAUAUUGACCAGAAGCUUCGCAAAUCUGUUUUCAGCAUUAGGGCAAGAAAUCUUUUGGAAAAGGAGACUGCAAUCAAUAAAAUUCUUAGAGCCUGCACUCGUCAACGAAUGCUGAGUGGUUCCUUCGAGGGGCAGCCAGCAAAAGAAAGAUCAAUUCUGAGUGUCCAACAUCAUAUACGCCAAGAACGCAGGUAAAUACGGUUUCAACAAAAAUAUUGCUAUGCAUAUCAAAUGCAAUGUUUGUUCUUUCAGCAUUCUAACACAGUGAGGUACAGAAAUGCACAGAGAGAAGACAGUGAGAUUAAAAUGAUACAAGAGAAAAAAGAGCAAGCAGAAAUGAAAAGGAAAGUCCAAGAAGAAGAAUUGCGGGAAAAUCAUCCUUAUUUUGACAAGCCACUUUUCAUAGUAGGGCGUGAACACAGAUUCAGAAAUUUCUGUCGAGUGGUUGUACGAGCUCGCUUUAAUGCAUCAAAAACAGAUCCUGUUACUGGAGCAGUGAAAAAUACCAAAUAUCAUCAACUUUAUGAUUUGCUGGGAUUGGUCACUUAUCUGGACUGGGUAAUGAUCAUUGUUACUAUAUGCUCCUGCAUUUCAAUGAUGUUUGAAUCCCCUUUUCGAAGAGUGAUGCACGCACCUACACUUCAGAUUGCUGAAUAUGUUUUUGUAAUAUUCAUGAGUAUUGAACUUAAUUUGAAGAUUAUGGCUGAUGGCUUGUUUUUCACGCCAACAGCGGUUAUACGAGACUUUGGUGGUGUCAUGGAUAUAUUUAUAUAUCUAGUAAGCUUGAUAUUUCUCUGCUGGAUGCCACACAAUGUUCCUGCUAAAUCAGGAGCUCAGCUCUUAAUGGUGCUUCGGUGUCUCCGGCCCCUUCGAAUCUUUAAACUUGUGCCUCAGAUGAGAAAGGUUGUCCGAGAGCUAUUCAGUGGCUUCAAAGAAAUCUUUCUAGUUUCCAUUCUUUUACUGACAUUAAUGCUUGUCUUUGCAAGCUUUGGAGUUCAGCUUUUUGCUGGGAAACUGGCUAAGUGCAAUGAUCCACAUAUCACUGCAAGGGAAGACUGCCAUGGUAUAUUCCGAAUAAACGUCAGUGUUUCCAAAAAUCUAAAUUUAAAACUAAGACCUGGUGAGAAAAAGCCUGGAUUUUGGGUACCUCGAGUCUGGGCCAAUCCUCGAAAUUUUAACUUCGACAAUGUUGGAAAUGCAAUGCUGGCAUUAUUUGAAGUCCUUUCAUUAAAGGGAUGGGUGGAAGUCAGAGACGUUAUCAUUCACCGUGUGGGACCAAUCCAUGGCAUCUACAUCCAUGUUUUUGUAUUCCUGGGCUGCAUGAUUGGACUGACCCUUUUUGUUGGAGUUGUCAUUGCUAAUUUCAAUGAAAAUAAGGGAACAGCUUUGCUGACUGUUGAUCAAAGGCGAUGGGAAGAUCUAAAGAGCCGAUUAAAGAUAGCCCAACCCCUUCAUCUCCCACCUCGCCCAGAUAAUGAUGGAUUCCGAGCCAGGAUGUAUGAUAUAACACAGCACCCAUUUUUCAAGAGAACCAUCGCUGUUCUUGUUCUGGCCCAGUCUGUGUUGUUAUCUGUUAAGUGGGAUGAUCAAGACCCAGUGACUGGUCCUUUAGCUGCAAUGUCUGUUGUCUUCACCUUCAUUUUUGUUCUUGAGGUCACCAUGAAAAUUAUUGCCAUGUCACCUGCAGGAUUCUGGCAAAGCAGAAGAAAUCGUUAUGAUCUUUUGGUGACAUCCUUGGGCGUCAUAUGGGUGAUACUCCAUUUUGCCAUCACUAAUGCCUACACAUAUAUGAUGGGAGCGUGUGUAAUCGUUUUCAGGUUCUUCUCAAUCUGCGGAAAGCAUGUGACCCUGAAGAUGCUGCUGCUGACAGUGGUUGUCAGCAUGUAUAAGAGCUUUUUCAUCAUAGUAGGAAUGUUCCUGCUGUUGCUUUGCUAUGCUUUUGCUGGAGUGGUUCUGUUUGGCACUGUGAAAUAUGGGGAGAACAUUAAUAGGCAUGCCAAUUUUUCCUCAGCUGGUAAAGCCAUUACUGUACUCUUCAGAAUAGUCACUGGAGAAGACUGGAACAAGAUCAUGCAUGACUGCAUGGUUCAGCCUCCUUUUUGUACACCAGAUAACAGCACAUACUGGAAAACAGAUUGUGGGAACUACGCUGGCGCUCUUAUGUAUUUCUGUUCAUUUUAUGUCAUCAUUGCCUACAUAAUGCUAAAUUUGCUUGUGGCUAUAAUAGUGGAAAAUUUCUCACUAUUUUAUUCCACGGAGGAAGACCAACUCUUGAGUUAUAAUGAUCUUAGACAUUUUCAAAUUAUAUGGAACAUGGUUGAUGAUAAAAGGGAGGGAGUGAUUCCUACCUUCCGUGUCAAGUUUUUGCUGAGGUUGCUGCGUGGGAGGUUGGAAGUGGACCUCGAUAAGGACAAGCUCCUGUUCAAACACAUGUGCUACGAAAUGGAGAGGCUGCACAAUGGUGGAGAUGUAACCUUCCAUGAUGUACUGAGCAUGCUCUCAUAUAGAUCUGUUGACAUUAGAAAGAGUCUUCAACUUGAGGAACUGCUUGCCAGGGAACAACUGGAGUACACCAUAGAAGAAGAAGUAGCCAAGCAGACCAUACGCAUGUGGCUGAAAAAGUGCUUGAAGCGCAUUAGAGCAAAACAACAGCAGUCCUGCAGCAUCAUCCACAGUCUCCGAGAAAGUCAACAGCAAGAGCUUAGCCGUUUCCUAAAUCCACCAAGCAUUGAGACAACACAACCAAGUGAGGAUAUGAAUGCUAAUAGCCAAGAUAAUACACAGCCUGAGACAAGUAGUCAGCAGCAACUUCUCAGUCCAACACUUUCUGACAGAGGAGGGUAUAGACAAGAUUCUACUGAAGCUGGUAAACCUCAGCGCAAGUUUGGGCAGUGGCGUUUGCCAUCAGCUCCAAAGCCAAUAAGCCAUUCAGUGUCUUCAGUCAAUCUACGGUUUGGUGGCCGUACAACCAUGAAGUCUGUUGUGUGCAAGAUGAAUCCCAUGUCAGAUGCAGCUUCCUGUGGAUCAGAAGUCAAGAAAUGGUGGACAAGGCAACUCACUGUUGAGAGUGAUGAAAGUGGAGAGGAUCUGCUUGAUAUCUGACUGAGAUGGGGAAGUGUCCGUUGAAGUCACCCUUAUGCAAUGCACCUUUGGUAUACUUUUGUGUGUGUGUGGUUUAAAAUUGCAGGUCUGAGAUAUGGACAAUUGUUAUCAAGGCAAGCUUUUGAACCUGUUGUCUUUCAACUUGGCAAGCUAUACCAACUACUAAUUGUUUUGAAUCUAGUCUGUAGGUUUAUGGUUAAGAACAAUAACAAGAACUACAAAUUAUUGCGAUAUUCAUAAAUGACAAAUUGCAUUUAGCUUCCAUCCCAAGAAUCAUGAGACUCGCUCCAAGUUCACAGCAGGAGAUUCUGUCUUUCUGCAGUAUCACUACAUUGCAUCCCAAGCUGCUUUUUAAAGUUGGGUGGGACAGGAACUUUGAAAGCAAGUUGAUGUUGGAUGUCAACAAUUGGUAAAAUCCAAAGCUACCCAUCUGGUAUGAGAAUCCAGCCUUUGAUGGUUACUUUCGAAAUGGUCAACAAUUCUAGAAAUAUGUGCAAGCAAUGAGGAUGCAAUAAUUUUGUUGAGCAUGCUUUGGGAGAAAUAUUACAUUGAAAUGAAUCUAUUCCAAAGAAAAUAUUUGUAUGGAAUUAUGUCUUAGUGCUCUCAAACAUUUGGGUUUAGAUAAGCACAUAUAAUUUACACAGGAUUUAUAUUUUGUAUUGUUUUAUACAUUUAAUUGUUUAUGAAUGUUAGUUGGUUUAAUUUUCUAUAGUAAUUUUGUUAACCACCUUCGCCUCCUGAAUAAUCUGUAUAUACAUUUUAAAAAGAAAGAUACAUGAAUUGCAAUGAGGGACCUCUAUGAAAGCAUAUUUAAGAAGGUUCAUUUUGUUGAUUUUACAUCCGAGUAUUUGUUCAGAAGUAUUGGUUCUAUCUCUGCCCCAGUCAUAUAUUUUGCAUGGAAACAAUCAGUAUAUCAAAUGCAAGAACAGUAUGAUUCCUCUUGUUCUUUUUCCAAUCCUUUAACAGUAUUGAGUAUUAGUACUAACAAAUGGUACGUAGGUGAGCACAAAAUUCACUUUAAAUUGCAGUAUUUUUACAACAUACAGAUCCUGACUCACAAAUAUUUACCUUUUCAGUAUGCAAAAUAUAGAGUGGUGUGUUUAAUCAGAAAAUAGUUAAUUGGGUUUUUAAUAAUUAAUUUUGAUUAUUAAUGUAAAGCCCUUAAAGUGCCGUGCACAAAUUUCCUGACCAUAUACUUACUGAAUAUGUUUCUGAUACUGUCAUCUCUGCGGAUAUAAAUAACUUGUGAGACCUAGAACAGGGGACAUUGAAUCCUGAGUUUGGUUCAUUCCCUCUCCCCUGUAACUUUUUAAUAAAUGAGUCUUCAGAGCUACCUGGUGAGCAGGCUGUGUAAUUUAAGGGAUAUAUGUUGCUUAACCUGACAAGGUUCAUCAUGUGCACAUGCCUGUGUAUGACAUGGGAUACAGCACCUUUUAGGCAUCUGAAGGACCCUCAGAAAGAUAAUCUGCACAGAAAUUUGAUUCUCUGCCUGAUCUCUUUGCUGAAAACCGACAGCUAUUCUUACAGAGAUUAAAGAACUUUAUUAUUUAGAUAUUCUACUAUGUGAAACACCAUUACUGUUAGCUAUCUGUGUAUUCCUCAUGUGAGGGUGGUACUUAAAUUUAUGCAAUUAUCAGGUUCCCUGUCCUUGUCAAGAUGGUGUGUUUUUUUUCCAUUUCUUUUCUUUCAAUGUUUGGGAAAUGUUUAACUCAAAUUGUUAUUGUGGGUGGUAAGGUUGUUGACAUGUUUGGGAAACAAGAUAUCUGUCUAUUUGGACAUUCAGUUUUCCCUGACAAAUGUGGCAACUCUCGAGUUCAAGUUCAUUUGUGCAAAGAGUGGCAGUGAAGGAACAUCUCUAGAACACCAAGUCACCAGACAAACUUUGGUAUAUGUCUGAGUCCCAUAGAGAGAUGCCUGAGACACAUUUGCUCCAGCGCAGAUUUAAAGAGAUGGAAGGCCAUAAAGGAAAGCUAGAGGGGGGACUUGUCUCUAACUGCUAGCAUAUUACAACAUCUAAACUGGAAAUAUGCACUCCUAAUAACAAGGAUACCGCUGCUGGCAGAGACUAAUCUCAUGUAUCAACGCACACAACAUACUCCAAAAUGGCCAUCCAACUGCCUAUAGUUUUGUGUUUGCCAAAUUUAUUUACAAACAGGAUUUACUACCUCUGAUAUGUGCAAACUAAAUCUAAUUUAUAGUACAAAAUAUAAUUCUCUUUUAGUUGCCACUGAGACAGAUGUAAUCUUUCUAAGAAUAAGGUUUCCAGGGUGAUGUAACAGGAUGUUACACCAGAUCCGUACAGUAUAUAGACCCCACCAAGAAGGGGGAGACUCACUUGCAUAUCUUUAUAGGGUUUUAUAUUCUCCAUUACUAAUUAUGCUGCUGUUGAAAAACGAACGGCAACAUAGCACAAGGGAGCAGUUGUUAAGAUAGAGUUACUGUCCCAAUAUCAUGUUCUUGCUUUAUAUUUUGUUAUGUCAAAAGGAUUAAAGUUCUGGCAGGACUGAGGCUGUAAUCCUAUGCAUAAUUACUUAGAAAGAACCCCCACCAAACAUAGUGAAAUGUGCCACUGAGUAAACAUGCAUAGAUUUGCAUUGUAAGUGUAAUCCUUGGACUUCUCUUUCCAGUAUAGCCAGAUGUCAUAUAGGGUAAAACCAAACUGUGAUGAAUAACAGCCAUCUUAUUACUUCUACAGUUAAAUGUAGUAGAGGAGAAGGAACAGAAUUCUGACAUCUUCACACAAACAACUGUGAUUUUAGGGUUUUGUAUCUGCUUCCCGACCUCAGCACCUUUGGGAUGAGACCUUUGCCACUACCACUAUUUCCUAUGGAAAUUAUGUUGUGCAACUAUGACGUGGCCUGGAUUUUCUGAGACUCAACAAAAACAUCAGAAUUCAUUAAUGAUAUACUGAUUGAAACUAACAACUGGAAAAUGCCCAUGUGCUCCAGUAGCCUUAUGGACAGAAAAGCCCCAGCAACAAAGGUUGUUUUAAUGGGGUUGUUUGUGCAUUUGCUUUUAACACAACUUUUGUUUGAACCAAAAAGAUGUGUUUCCACAGACUCAUAAGACAUUUGGUUCAUAAUCAACAUUUUGGCCACAUGUUAUUUUAAAUGUUGUUGCCUUCAAAAUGUUAUUAAACAUUUAUCUAUGUGUACCUUUUCCUGAUUAGGUUAAACAUACAGAUGGAAGAGAAGUCUGAGUUCCUGCAGUAUGUUUCCUAUGUGCUUUCUGCUCUUCAAAUUAGGAUCUAUAGAAAACAUCAUUUCUAUUAUGGUCAGGGACUUUUGUCUUGUCUUUUAUGUCUAUUCCUUUGAACUUCAGAUUUUGUACAAAAAAAAAGAGACAACAAGAGUGUUACCUGGGUUUAUAAAGUAUGUUUUCUUGAACUUUCAAUAAUGUUCUGCAUUACAGAAACUUUCCUAGUUGUUAUUAUGACAAAUGUUCUUUUUAAACUUCUGGCAAACCUUAUUUUGCCAUAAUGUGUCAAUAAAAGUGAGUUGCCUUCA
Messenger RNA from Pogona vitticeps (central bearded dragon), 8816 nucleotides. The record is from RefSeq and is a predicted model, not a curated record. Lineage: Eukaryota; Metazoa; Chordata; Lepidosauria; Squamata; Agamidae.